UUUGUUACUCACUCACUGCACACAACAUGGCUGAGAACCCGGGUUUCGUGGGUGACGACGCGAGAGCAGGCCCCAUAAAGGGAUCAUUUAACAAGGAGCCUGAGGAGAUUAAAGCUGAGGAAAAACCAGGCGACGAUGACGCUCCUGUCAGAGACCAAUGGGAUGCCAAGGUCGAGUUUCUCUUGUCUAUGAUUGGCUACUGCGUCGGACUGGGAAACGUAUGGCGGUUUCCGUACCUCUGCUAUAGGAACGGCGGUGGAGCCUUCCUGAUUCCCUACGUGAUCAUGCUGGUGUUUGCCGGGAUCCCGAUGUUCUUUAUCGAGCUGACCCUGGGGCAGUACGCCGGCCUGGGAAGUCUGCCUGUGUGGAACUGCAUUCCCAUACUGAAAGGUAUCGGUUGGGCGAUGUGCAUCAUAUCAGCGUGGACCUGCAUCUACUACAACAUGAUCAUCGCCUGGGCCCUGUACUACCUGUUCGCCUCCUUCACCAGCGUGCUGCCCUGGCACCACUGCGGACACUGGUGGAACUCGGACAGGUGUGUGGAGAGCUGGGGAGUCGCCAACAGGACGGCGAACGGCACAAACUUCACACGGAUCGGCCCCAGCGAGGAGUACUGGCACGUGCGCGUUCAGCAGAUCUCAAGCAGCAUCUCUGAGACAGGGAAGAUGAACUGGGAGCUGACUCUGUGUCUCCUGCUGGCCUGGAUCUUAGUCUUCCUCUGUCUCUUCAAAGGAGUCAAGUCCACGGGAAAGGUUGUUUACAUCACAGCUACAUUUCCCUACAUCAUCCUGGUUAUCCUACUGAUACGAGGUGCGACUCUACCAGGGGCGAGGGACGGAGUCCUCUUCUACAUAACGCCAGACUUGAACAAGUUACGGCAAUCUCAGGUCUGGUACGAUGCGGCGUCGCAGAUCUUUUACUCCAUCGGCAUUGCCUUCGGCGGCGUCUUGACAAUGUCCAGCUACAACAAGUUCGACAACAACUGUCAGAGGGACGCCAUCGCCAUCCCCCUGAUCAACUGCGGCACCAGCGUGUUUGCGGGGUUCGCCGUGUUCUCGUUUCUCGGCUUCAUGGCGCACGAGCUGGGCGUGGAGGUCAAAGACGUGGUGGCCACAGGUCCCGGACUGGUGUUUAUUGCCUACCCGGAAGCCCUGACGCUGCUGCCCGCCUCACCGUUCUGGGCCAUCUGCCUGUUCUUCAUGCUCUUCACCCUGGGACUGGAUAGUAUGUUCGUGACCCUGGAGACUAUCAUCACGGCUCUGGUGGAUGAGUUCCCGACGGUGUUAGCCCGCCGGAAGACCUGGCUGCUGCUGGCGUUCUGUAUCGUCAUGUUUUUCCUCGGUCUCACUCAAUGCACACAGGCUGGCGUCUACUGGGUGACUCUGAUGGACUGGUACGCUGCAGGGUUCUGUCUCAUUGUGACUGCUUUCUUCAUGGCCAUUGGGAUAUCCUGGAUCUAUGGAAUCAAGCGCUUCAGUUCUAACAUCAAAGACAUGAUUGGUCAUGAACCCAGCCUGUACUUCAAGAUCUGUUGGAUGUUCGUGUCACCGGCGCUCAUGUUGUUUAUCUUUAUCUUCAGCCUGGUGACCUACACGCCUGUGGAGUAUAAUGGCGUCACGUAUCCAGGAUGGGGCGUGACCUUAGGUCUGCUCAUGGCCUUCUCUUCCAUCAUCGCUAUUCCGCUGUUCGCAAUCCUCGCCUUGUACAAUCAGGAGGGGAGCUUCUUCGAGAGGAUUCGAGCAUCAUGUCGCCCCACCGCUUCGUGGGGUCCCUCAAAAUCAGCUCCGCAACCGGAAGAGGAAGUGACGUACAAGACCGACAGCCCCUACCCCCUGUACGAUCCCAGGAGCCUCCAGUACGACUUGAGCCGCAGCAAUGGCGUCCCCGGGCUGGCCAACGGCACCAAGUUCCCGCUGUACGAUCCGCGCAGUCUGGAGGAGGAGAGGGCUUCUAAGUCCUCUAAAGAACAGAUCGCGAACGGCGAUGUACGCGAGGGGCAUGACAAUAACGUGUUCACAGCAGUGUGAUGACUUUGUUAGUCUCCACCAGACUUCUUUUGCAGGCUGAAUGUAUCGUAGAAAUCGGCCUAAAAAGGGUAUUAAUU
Messenger RNA from Branchiostoma belcheri (Belcher's lancelet), 2104 nucleotides. Its product is annotated as sodium-dependent proline transporter-like. Gene Ontology annotation, molecular function: L-proline transmembrane transporter activity. Bases 27 to 2027 code for a protein of 666 amino acids. The record is from RefSeq and is a predicted model, not a curated record. Lineage: Eukaryota; Metazoa; Chordata; Leptocardii; Amphioxiformes; Branchiostomatidae. The transcript is spliced from 14 exons. Gene Ontology annotation, cellular component: membrane. Gene Ontology annotation, biological process: sodium ion transmembrane transport.